This is a messenger RNA of Limanda limanda (common dab), 1019 nucleotides long. RefSeq names its product hepatic lectin-like. Lineage: Eukaryota; Metazoa; Chordata; Actinopteri; Pleuronectiformes; Pleuronectidae. Bases 1 to 864 code for a protein of 287 amino acids. The record is from RefSeq and is a predicted model, not a curated record. The transcript has 7 exons.
AUGGCCUCCAUGGUUUUGCCAUCCAGUGGGGAAGAGGAGAACCAGUGGGGGCUGCUGGGAACACAGCAGCGAUCUGGCCAACGGAAAAAACGGUCGCUGCCCUGCUUCACCGACUCAGAGCUGAAAGGAAGCAAAGGAAGACGUUUUCAUUUGAACUGCUCAGGCGUCCUCAACUUAAAGUGCUCCAAACAACCUGCAGCAUCAAGCAGGCGAUCGGGGGUCACAUCGGAGCGAGUGGCCCUGCUGGUCCUCAGUGUUCUCCUGGCAGCUGCAGUCACAGCUCUUGGUGUAACCCUUUCUGAAAACACUCAAACCAAGAAGAGUCUCCAAAAGCUUGAAGAUGUGGCUAAACAUCUCUCAGAAAUACUCAGUGGGACAGAACCGUGCAAAGUGGAGCAGCCAAGUAAACCUCCUUCAGUAAGAAGUGUGAGGUGCGAGGACGGCUGGGAGCCACAAGGAGGAAAGUGCUACUUCUUCUCCUCUUUUUCUUUAACCUGGACUCAGAGUAGAACACAUUGCACAUCAAUGAGAGGAGACCUGGUUGUGAUAAACAGCAAAGAGGAGCAGAGAUUCCUGGAGUCUAGAGUGAGAGGAAAAAUGGAAGAUUAUUAUGACAGGUUCUGGAUCGGACUGACAGACUCAAAGAACGAGGAUGAAUGGCUUUGGGUGGACAACACAGGACUGAACACAAGUUUGGAGUUUUGGCUUGGCAGCAACCCAGACAACUGGACAGGGAAGAAUCCUGAUGGAGAGGACUGUGUGACGAUGGGGGAGAAAGACGGAGCCACGGACCUGAAAUCCUGGAACGAUAUAUCCUGCGAAUCGCCUCAUAAAAGUAUUUGUGAGAAACCAGAAAAAGCAUGAGCCUGAAAUCCAGUUGGAUCUGAUUGAGCUCGAGUCCUCAGCCACUUUCACAAACUGAGACAUGAUGCUUUAUUAAUGAAGAUCUUCUCCAGCCAUAAACAACUUUGGAUAAUAUCUAGAGUCUCAUAUGUUCUUCAGUUUCCUUGUAUUUUUGA